Hemicordylus capensis (graceful crag lizard) is the source of this 2942-nucleotide messenger RNA. RefSeq names its product G protein-coupled receptor 27 (gene GPR27). The coding region runs from base 904 to 2058 and encodes 384 amino acids. The record is from RefSeq and is a predicted model, not a curated record. The transcript has a single exon. Gene Ontology annotation, molecular function: G protein-coupled receptor activity. NCBI's taxonomy places the organism in Eukaryota, Metazoa, Chordata, Lepidosauria, Squamata, Cordylidae. Gene Ontology annotation, cellular component: plasma membrane. Gene Ontology annotation, biological process: G protein-coupled receptor signaling pathway.
UCAGCCUGUGCCCCUUAAACUUCUCUCCGGAGAAGCAUCCCUGCCGGAAAUGCAGCCCUAGCCAAUAAUAAAAAGUAUUCGCACUUAAUUCUAAGCCGCUGCUCCCUGCACGAGCCAUCUUCCUUCUUCCUCUGGUGCCAUCGGGCAGUCGACGACGAUGGGCAGAGAGGGAGGGGGAGGAGAGGGAGGGAAGCCCGGCAUUCCCUGCGAAAAUCCUGCUCUAGGAGACGGUAGAGAGCGAGCAGAAGGUAACAGACAAUAGGCGGGGGGCGGCGGCGGCGGGCCACGAGAGGCGCGAUGCUGGAGGAGCGAGCGCAGCGCGUCCCUGAGCGGGGAAGGGGCGUCCAGGGGAGCCUCUGGUCUACCUGCGUCCUCCGCGGGCCGCUCGCACCGCACCUGGGAGCCCUCUGAAGUUUGGUGGCCCGGGCGCCCCUUGAGCGGGAUCUACUGCCGUGACGACGAGGAGGCGGCGGCGGCGGCUGGCGAAGGCGGCUCGGCGAAGCGGAGCGCGGCAUGCCUGGAUGGGCACCCGCGCCUGAGCUCGCCGCUGCUUUGCGGGAGGAGGGAGAGGGAGCCGCGCUUCUGGAUCCCCGGCCAGGAACGAGAGCGAGCAGGGCAGGAGAGCCAGCCAGCUCGGAGAGUCUUGCUGGGCGCCAGCGCGUGGAGAUGAGGUCGGGCAGGCACCGCCGCCGGAUGGCAUGGAUGGCGGCGAAGUGAGCUCCAGCGGCGGCGACAGCCUCCCUCCUAGGCGAAAGCACCAUGCGGAGGAGCCAGCCGGCGAGGCGAGGCGGCGGCGGUGGUAGCUGCUGAAGGGGAAGCACCAGUUUUUCGGCUGCCCGCCCCGGGCUGUGUGAGUGUGUGUGAGCGAGCGUCGGGAAGGAGGUGGCCGGCCAGCCUCGCUAGAUGGCGAACGCCAGCGAGCUGGCAGGAAGCAGCAGCAGCAGCCCCCACCUGCCCAGCCCUGGCGGCCUCCUCAGCGCCUCCGGCCUCAAGCUAACGACGCUAGGCUUGAUCCUCUGCGUCAGCCUGGCCGGCAACGUGCUCUUUGCUUGGCUCAUCCUCAAGGAUCGCCACCUGCACCGCGCCCCUUACUACCUGCUGCUGGACCUGUGCCUGGCCGACGGGCUGCGCUCCUUGGCCUGCUUCCCCUUCGUCAUGCUCUCGGUGCACAGUGGGGCAGGCUCCUGGCCUCACAGCCCGCUCAGCUGCAAGGUGCUGGCUUUCUUGGCCGUGCUCUUCUGCUUCCACGCUGCCUUCCUGCUCUUCUGUGUGGGUGUGACGCGCUACAUGGCCAUUGCCCAUCACCGCUUCUAUGCCAAGCGCAUGACGGGCUGGACCUGCCUGGCUGUGGUGUGCAUGGUGUGGACCCUCUCCAUGGCCAUGGCCUUCCCGCCCGUCUUUGACGUGGGCACCUACAAAUUCAUCCGGGAGGAGGAGCAGUGCAUCUUUGAGCAUCGCUAUGUCAAGGCCAAUGACACCCUGGGUUUCAUGCUCAUGCUUGCCACUGUCAUUGCAGCCACCCAUCUCGUGUAUGUCAAGCUCCUCUUCUUCAUACACGGCCACCGCAAGAUGAAACCGGCCCAGCUGGUGCCCGCCAUCAGCCAGAACUGGACUUUCCAUGGGCCUGGAGCCACUGGCCAGGCAGCUGCCAACUGGACGGCUGGCUUUGGCCGGGGCCCCACCCCUCCUACCUUGGUGGGCAUCAGACAAAGUGCCACCCAUAGCCAGAUCAAGAGGCUGCUGGUCUUGGAGGAGUUCAAGAUGGAGAAACGGAUCUGCAAAAUGUUCUAUAUGAUCACCCUGCUCUUCCUGCUCCUCUGGUCCCCCUAUAUUGUGGCCUGCUACCUGCGUGUCUUCAUCAAGGCCAGCACAAUCCCCCAAGUCUACCUGACCGCCUCUGUCUGGAUGACCUUUGCUCAGGCAGGGGUCAACCCUAUCCUGUGCUUCAUUUUCAACAAGGAGCUUAGAGUCUGUUUCAGAGCUCACUUCCUCUGCUGCCAAAGCCUACAGAAUACUCAAGGCACCAUUCUGUGUGAUCUGAAGAAUUUUGCGAUGUAGUUUAUCUUUCUAUUUUUUAAAAAAUGAAUAAUUUCUAUGAGUUUGUUUUUGCAUAUGCACUUGAGAGAUUGUUAUCUAAGGAGACACUUUGACUGCCAUGUGGCACUUCUCACCAUCCUUAGGCUCUAAGAGGAUAUUUAUUUAUGGAUGUGUGGAUUUAUUUGGCGAUGGGGGGUGGGCUGGGGUAAUAACACAGGGCUCCACAUUUCUUGGCUGCUUCUAAUGUUUGUAGAAAUGAUUCUGAUUUGGAUAAAAAGGCCAUAAUUUUGUUUUUGUUUUUUUUAAUCCUGCUGGGUUUUGAUAAAGGCUAAACAAUUUUAUUCAUGUAAGAUUUGAUAAAAGGCCAAGCUGAAAUUUUAUACUAAAGCAUUAUUUUUGAUGACCUCAAAGUAUCAUGUUACAAUGAGUGUUUUUAAAUGGUAACCAAGAAGGAGAAAUUGUACUGUGUUUAGGAGUCAGUUCUGGGUGUGGGAGCUUUUGGGUUAGCUUGGGUUUCAGUACUUAAAGCCGUGACUUUCUGACUUUGCCUGAAAUAGAACCAUGAGAUGCAGUCCUUACCCACAGCCUAAGUGUACUCAAGUUGUUAGAUUGUUCUUUUGAUCUCAAAGGCAGGAAGGGUCACUUGCUCUGAUGUAGAACUUAUUUUACAUUUGCUUGUUGCACUGUUCCCUUGAUAAUAUCUUAGAACUCUUGGAAAAAAACUCGUUAAUUUUAAAAGUGGAAUCAUCAUAUAUAUCUAUAUCAACUUUAGGAAAAGGUCAACAUCAGGUUUUUAAAUUACACUGAAUUUCAUACUUUACUGACUUUAUAAGAUGUUAUCUAUAAAUGGGACAAUACUUGUACAUUUUGACUGUUUUAAUAAAACACCGUCCAAUUUUCGUACA